Messenger RNA from Adineta ricciae, 1137 nucleotides. The record is from the annotation of a GenBank genome assembly. Lineage: Eukaryota; Metazoa; Rotifera; Eurotatoria; Adinetida; Adinetidae.
AUGGACUACAGUCAAUCGUAUCGUUUAAUAUUUACUAGUACAGCUCUUUUCUUAUUGUUAAAAUUUAUUACUUUGACGGUAGCGACGUCAAAUGCCAAUGUUAUUAAAAUGAUACCAAGAAAAGUCUUAUCCACAAAGACUUACAAAUCAGGGUGGAUCAAUGUUGGUAAUAUGCAUAGCAGUCGAGCAUUUCAUACAGCAUCGUUACUACCAGAUGGAAGGGUACUAGUUACUGGUGGUGAUACUGGUACAGAUACGACAAAUGGUACAGAAUUGUAUGAUCCUUCAACAGGACUUUGGACAACUACUGGUAGCAUGCAUUAUGCACGAGAUAGUCAUCAAGCAAUGGUAUUAAGGGAUGGUAAAGUAUUAGUUACUGGUGGAGAUAAUUCCAGUGCUGAGAUAUAUAACCCAUCAACAGGAAAUUGGACAAUCACUGGUAGCAUGGCAUAUAAACGAAAUUUCCAUAUAUUAUCCUUGUUGGAAAAUGGACAAGUAUUGGUUACUGGUGGACUUGAUGUCCAAACGGCAGAAUGCCGGAGUAGUGCUGAAUUGUAUAACCCAUUGACAGGAAUUUGGACGAUUACUGGUAAUAUGAAAGAUUCACGAGCCUGUCAUACAGCGACGGUCUUAAGAAAUGGAAAAGUAUUAGUUACGGGUGGAAUUAGCACUGGAUCCCAACGGUAUCUGAAAAGCGCUGAAUUGUACGAUCCAUCAACAGGGAGUUGGACAUCUGCUGAUAGUAUGAGAGAUAUGCGAUUCUUUCACACAGCCUCGCUGUUAGACAAUGGGAAAGUAUUAGUUACUGGUGGAUCUCAAGACACUGCCGAACUAUACGAUCCAUCAAUAGGACUUUGGGCAGCUACUGGUAGUAUGCAUUAUGCGCGAACAAAUCACCGAGCGUCCAUGUUAAGAAAUGGUCAAGUAUUAGUUACUGGCGGGGCUGUUGAUACUUAUUAUGUUUCGAUAAACAGCAGUGAAUUGUAUGAUCCAGCAACAGGAACAUGGAUAACUACUAAUAACAUGCAAUAUACUCGAUUGGCGCAUGAGGCAACCAUUUUAAAAGACGGCCGAGUAUUAGUUACUGGUGGCGAAGACGGUAAAUACCUAAAGACAACUGAAUUAUACUACGAUUAA